CCCUCCAUUUUCCUCCUCCUUCGCUCCCCCACUCCUACUCCCAACAAAUCGUCGCCGUCCGUUCCUUCGAUCGGACGGUGACUCUUCCUUCCCCACUGCGCGCUCUCUCUCUCUCUCUCUCUCUCUCUCUCUCUCCUUUCUAAGAAAUCUCAAGUCAGAGAAUUUCUAGUCAUUUUCUCUCCCUUCUCUGCAUAAAAGCGCAUGGACCGGCGGCGGACCGGGAGCCCGGUCUACGGCCGCCAGCGGAGCGGUGGGUCUAGUAGCACUGGAUCAUCGUCUCCGGCCAUGUCGCCGGCCCACCACCGGUCGGCGUCGGCGGCCGGAUCUUUCUCUAACAUCAAGCGGACGCAGAACGUUGCCGCAAAAGCAGCCGCCCAGCGCCUUGCGCAGGUCAUGGCCUCGCAGACUGCGGACGCCGACGACGACGACGAUGAUGAGGGAGAUGUUGCCGCAGGGUUCCGGUACAACGCCCCUCCACGCUACACGAACAACAGUGUCCCCGCGAUCAUGGCCGGGAGGCCCACCAGAUCCCCUUCGCCUGCGUUAGGUCGGAACUUUGCAGAGUCUACUCCCUCAGUUCGUUCUUCAUCAACUGGUAGGCCAUCAGUAUCAUCUGUUCGAUCGACGCCUAUGGUUCCCCCAAGUCGAACAUCACUGAGGGCUCCGACUGCUAUUCCUCCGAUAGAACCUCCUAUUGAUAGGCGUAGGGACAACAAAAGGUUUAUGGGAGAAACAGGACACCUGAACUCAAAAGAACCAGGAAACCAACGUGAAGCUUCUGCACUUCGAGAUGAGCUCGAUAUGCUACAAGAAGAGAAUGAGAAUAUUCUUGACAAGCUUCGAGUUGCAGAAGAUAGAUGUGAGGAGGCAGAGGCCAGGGCUAGGGAGCUUGAGAAACAGGUUGCUGCUCUUGGCGAAGGGGUGUCUCUAGAAGCCCGGUUGUUGAGCAGAAAGGAGGCAGCUUUGCGUCAAAGAGAGGCUGCUCUUAAAGCUGCCAACAAGCAAACCAAGGAUGGGAGAGAUGAAGAAAUCACAGCUCUUCGAUUGGAGGUUGAGUCUGCAAAAGAUGAGGCAGUGUCAGCUCUAGAACAACUGCGAGAAGCAGAAUCUGAAGCAAAAGCACUGCGCACUAUGACACAGAGAAUGAUCUUGACUCAGGAAGAGAUGGAAGAGGUUGUUCUCAAAAGGUGUUGGCUUGCUCGCUAUUGGGGUUUAGCUGUUCGGCAUGGUAUCCAUGGAGAGAUUGCAGUGUCAAAACAUGAACACUGGUCCUCAUUAGCACCUCUUCCUCUUGAAGUGGUUAUUUCUGCUGGGCAGAAAGCUAAGGAAGAAUCCUGGAACCAAGGGAAUGAUGAUCCUGAAAGUCGGAAUAAACUUGUGCGGGAUUUGUCUGAUCUUACUGGGGAAGGCAAUAUCGAGAGCAUGCUUUCAGUUGAAAAAGGCUUAAGGGAACUUGCCUCUUUGAAGGUUGAAGAUGCUGUUGUGCUCGCAAUGGCUUACCAUCGACGCCCAAAUUUGGUUCGACAAUCCACCUCAGAUCUUAAAUCACCCGGUGACCCAAAGUUUCUGGAGGCAUUUGAAUUAAAUCAUGAGGAAGCAGAGGAUGUUCUUUUCAAGCAGGCAUGGCUCACAUAUUUCUGGAGAAGAGCCAAAGCCCAUGGUGUGGAAGAAGAUGUUGCCGAAGAGCGACUUGAAUUUUGGAUCGGCCGCAGUGGCCAGCCACCAACUUCGCACGAUUCUGUUGAUGUUGAGAGGGGUCUGAUGGAACUGAGGAAGCUGGGGAUAGAGCAGCAACUGUGGGAAGCAUCACGCAAGGAAAUCGACCAAGCUCCUGCAGCAGCUGCCAAUCACAAACCGACUACAGAUUCAGAGACUGCUUCAUGAUGAUCAUGGUGCAAUUUCAUUUGCGUCCCGUUUAGUCUGUGAGUAACCAGGCUUUCAUUUCUUUUGGCUUUUGCCUCAUAGCUUCAGUAUAAAUCAUCACUCAUGAUCCCCCCAUCACGGAGAGAGCUACGGUUUGUUUCAUGGAGAUGUACCACACGAUGCAUCUCUUUCAUUUUCUUUUAGGUUUGUGUAAUUAGGAUGGGAUGAGGGAAAAAAAAUGAUAGUUUGGGAAUGAGUGUAACGUUCGUGUCAUGCUUUUGAAAUUUGUUGGAUUUUGUAUAUGUUGGAUCCAAGCCGUUAAUCAGUGAAUAGAGUCCAGGGGCCCACAGGCAUGACAGUUAGUGGGAUCACCCCCAUUUGAUGGAAAUGAAGAACAUUAUUCUUCCU
Messenger RNA from Magnolia sinica, 2271 nucleotides. RefSeq names its product coiled-coil domain-containing protein SCD2. Gene Ontology annotation, biological process: cytokinesis by cell plate formation. Bases 202 to 1884 code for a protein of 560 amino acids. Lineage: Eukaryota; Viridiplantae; Streptophyta; Magnoliopsida; Magnoliales; Magnoliaceae. The record is from RefSeq and is a predicted model, not a curated record. The transcript is spliced from 17 exons.